AUGGAUGGUUCAUCGGCGGCUAGUGCCUCGAAAGAAACGGGAACGGGAAGUAGCGAUACUGCCUCCACUUCAUAUCAACAAUAUCCGGAAAUGAGUGCUGAGCAAGAGUUUUUCUUAUACGAACUUGAAACGACUGAUUCGGGUAGUGUUGGUUUGGUGCUAAGAGCAAUCUAUGAUUGUGGUGAUGUCCACAAAUUCGCACGUGCUCUAGAGCAUCGCAUACAUCAUUAUGAUAAAAGCAUCCAGAGAAUUUGCUCGUAUCAUUAUCAAGGAUAUGUUGAUGCAAUGAAACAACUGUUGCAAUUGAAGACACAAAGUUUGGAAAUCAAGGAUGAAGUUAAUGCGGUAGAUCAUAAUAUCCAAGAAAAUAGCAAAGAGUUGCGAAAACGUAGUGCGGAAAUAGUGCGUUAUAGAAAAUUGCAAAGGAAUGCGAACACUGCUAUCGAUCACAUUUCUCUGUGUUUGCCCGUUCUUGAAAAUUAUGCAAAACUAAACGAGCAUAUGCAACAGAAGAAGUUUUAUCAGGCACUGAAAGUACUCGAAGAAUUGGAACACACCUAUAUGGUUCAUGUUGACAAUUAUCGCUUUACACAAACGUUGAAAAAAUCAUUACUUCCAAUUCGUGAACAAAUUAAGGAAAAAUCGUUUUCAGAAUUCACGGAUUUUCUAGAAGAUAUCCGAAAAGUUUCCGGACGCAUCGGGCAGCAUGCAUCAAAAUGCACUGCUGAACAACACUCUUUUGGAAUGACCGAAGCUGAACGUGUGAAACGUUUACAGGAAGAGACGAAAAAGAAUGCUGUGAAUGGUGACGUCGUGCUUUCAUCGGAUGGUUCAGUUGUCAAGAAAAAUGAUAAAGGACAACGAAAAACAAUGCAAAUACCCCUUCUUGAAGAGGACGAGUUACUUAGUGCUCAAGAUCUUAUAGAUUUCACACCUAUUCAUCGAUGCUGUCAAAUCUUCAAUGUUAUUGGUGAGAAAGAGACUUUCGAGGCUUAUUAUAGAAAACAACGGAAGGAGCAAGCAGUGGUUGUUAUUCGACCACCAAGCAAACUGCAAGAGUCAAUACAUUCAUACGUGAAGUAUUUGGAUGAAAUUAUUGGCUUCUUCGUAGUAGAAGAUCAUAUUAUGCAAACAGAAUCUAGUUUGGUAACGGCGGCUUAUAAGGAUCAGCUUUGGGAAAUGGCACUGCAUCAAGUUACAACCACCAUGAAUGCCCAUUUUGGAGGUUGUUUGGAUGUUGAGAUGAUGUUGAAGAUGAAGAAAGUAAUUUUGUUGUUUGCGAUGACAAUGAAAAGUUAUGGAUUUGGAAUUGGUUCUCUUUACACUCUUCUUCAAAAUUUCAGAGAUCAGUACAAUGAAAUUCUGAUGCGGGAAUAUUGUGCCCAAUUUGAGCGAGAUCUUGAAAGUGACAAUUAUACACCAAUCACAGCAAAAGAUGAGGAAGCAUUCAAAGCAGUAGUGACACAGUUCCCCUUCUACCGAAGAGGAAUGGAUCAAGAGCCCUAUCCUCGGAUCUUUCCGUUUUCGAAGUUCGUGCCAGCAGUGUACAGUCAAGCGAAGAAUUACCUCGUUGGUUGCUUGAAAUUUAUGGAACACUUGCAGCUUUCUCCCACUGAGGUUGAUGACACAGUGCGCCGUUAUGCAAAUGUGCUUCUUGCACGAUGGUCGGGUUCUUUGAAAAGUUUUGUAGCUAAUAAAAAACGAACGCUCAUACAGCUUAUUCAAAUUACAAUUAAUAUUGGUUAUCUGGAGAAGACGUGUGAAUCACUGGAGCAUUAUAUUAGUAAACUAACAAACGCAAGUAAUGGUCCUGGUAGCACUGCAGGGCAUUUAGUUGCAUUGAAAGAUCAGGUUUUUAGAGAUGCGCGUUCUGAAGUAGAGCAGCAAAUUGAUGACGCACUUCGUGACAAAGUGGAUGCUUUUCUUGACCUUGCAAACUACGAUUGGGAACUGUCAGGUUCGAGUGGUCGAGCGAGUGAUUACAUCACAGAUUUGAUCAAGUUUUUGGAAACAACUUUCGUUUCAUUUAGUAAUUUGCCAAGCCUUUUGGCAAGGCAUGUUUGCAUGCAGACUUGUAAAUAUUUGGCAAAUCGAUUAACAGAAUUACUUCUGAAUACGGAUUUGAAAACUGUGAGCACUGGUGCACUUGAUCAGUUUGAUUUGGAUGUGAUACAGUGCGAAUUAUUUGCUUCUCAGUGUCCUGUUGCAGGAUUGGAAGAUGGAACUCUUGCGGUGACUUUUGCUAGUUUGCGACAACUUCUUGAUCUGGUUAUGAAGGCUGAUUGGCCAACUUACUUGGCUGAUUACGGAAAAGAAGAAAGCAAGUAUUCAAGAGUCAAAGCCUCGCAUGCGAUUGUCUUAUUGGAGAAGCUGAUUGAAUUCGAACGCAAAUCAUCAAGUUUUUUCGCCAAAGGUCGUGAGAAGGAUCGUAAAAAACUUCUGGAUACAAUUCUUCGUCAACUACGAGCUCUUGCCAAUCACAUUGCUCCCUGUGCCACUGGUAGAUAUGCAUUCCGGAUUAUUUUUAGUUUUAAGUAUGGUGAAUUUGCGAGAAUUCGAAGUGGUGUAUCUUCUCAAGAAUAUAUAUGUCCAGAUGAUGUAAUGUAUUUGGAUCUGAAACCAUGUAAUCCAAAUGACCGAAAUCAAUGUCCAAAAAAUUUUGCCUGUCGACGUAGUCGUUUAUCCAGAUCUGGGUUUGAAGAGCUGGAACUUUCACCUCAAAUAUUUCCACAAUAUCCAUCAUCCAUUCUCGAUUAUGUAAAUAUAAGCAGUUAUGAUGCAAAAUAUCCUUCACCAGUUGUUCAUUUGGGUGAUGAAUUGCAAGUACUCAAUUAUCCUAAUUAUAUAACUGCUAAUAUACGAGCUUUUCAAUUUCAAUCAAUAAUUCCAGCUCGUGGUGGAUACCUUCAUGUAGUCUCACUAAUUGAUAUUACGAAACGGCCAUCUGCACUAUUUAUUAAUUAUGAUUUACCAUCAACAGGUUCCGCUUCAGUAAAUACUGAAAAUAUCACUGAUUCGAAACAUCAUUUUUUCGGGUAUAUCAGUAAUGGAACCAUAUCUGUGCAAGAUACUUAUCGUCAGCAAUACGUUGUAAUCGUAUAUAAGACCGAAUUUCCUCUGAGUGAUCACGUGAAUGUUACCGCUGAUAUAAUACGCUUCAUUGAUCAAAUCUCUUAUUUCAUCAGCAAUUCAGCAACUGGUCGUGCUCUUGGUAAACCUAUUGCUGGAUUAUUCUUUUAUAUUACAUCGAAGCGAACAUUAUUUCCAAUACAACCUAAACCUCAACCAAUGCCACCAUAUUUACCGCAUCGCUCCAAAUCUUCGACGAUAUGUAAUCGAAAUUUUAUUCUUGCAUGCUGUAGCAUGUUUAUAAACAAAAAAAAAGGUAAAGAAAAACUGAAACCGUUGAUUCGACCAAAAUUGUUCCAAAAUGCUACUUUGUUAUGGUAA
Messenger RNA from Acanthocheilonema viteae, 3450 nucleotides. NCBI's taxonomy places the organism in Eukaryota, Metazoa, Nematoda, Chromadorea, Rhabditida, Onchocercidae. The record is from the annotation of a GenBank genome assembly.